Messenger RNA from Peronospora belbahrii, 1887 nucleotides. Lineage: Eukaryota; Oomycota; Peronosporomycetes; Peronosporales; Peronosporaceae. The record is from the annotation of a GenBank genome assembly.
AUGCGCGACUUGAAGAAGCUUGGGACUCUACAACAUGACAAACGUCCUGCAGACUGUCAGACCAAAGGUCAAUCUAAAAGGUUAAGGUCUGCAACAACAUCUGCAUCCGCUGAUCCUAAGACGCUGUUGCUGGAUGGGAAGCGCAUCGUUUUGAUCUCACUUGGACCCGAUAUGGGUCGCAAACGUUUGGAAAUUUUGCGAGGCAUGAUUUACAAAUUAGGUGGAAGUGUGGUGGAAUCGCAAGUGAAGACAGGUGCAAGAUCAGGUGGGGCGACGACAGUGAAUUGGAAAGAUGUUGACAUAAUUAUUGUGAGUGCUCAACUCAAGCAUGACAAGGCAGCAAAAUUCUUGCACAUUGAAACGUUUCCUCCACCCAACAUUGAGGUCUACACACCCGAUUGGCUCGUGUACUUGUUGCAAAAGAAAAAGCUUCCAACUUCAGGAUUGUUGCUGACAUGGGCGGAGCAGCAGCAAGUUCAAGACGAAGUGGCAAAACACGAACAGCAUUGUGCUGAAGUAGCAAAGCAGCUGGAAGAAAAACGAGCUCAGAAAGGCAAAACUGACGAGAGUGACAGUGACGAAGAUUCAAAUUCGGGAAACUCGGAAACUCAAGAAAGUGUGCGUGUAUCUUCAGUGACAUUUAACAAUCAAGAUUUGUGUAUGCAGCAAGUUGCAUUAUUUGAGAAGAACAAGCGACUAGUUGAGGAACGAAUACCUGUGUUUUACAAGAACAACCCAGGCUUUCGUCCGAUAAACGAGGGAGCAACACCAAGUUCCAAAAAGAUCACAGGUGAAGGCUUUAUUUGCCAACGGUCGUCAGCGUUUCAUCAAAACUUCAAUGCUCAUUUGACGGACCCAUUGGAGGAGAUGAUGGAGUAUCUCGAUGUCGAACAGGAUGUGUGGCGGCAGUAUAUGUACAAAAAAGUUGUAUCUAGCUUGAAAGCUACGCGCUAUCGUGUUUGCAGUGUGAAAGAUUUUAUGGCCAUGCAGUGGGCAAACGGCCGUCUACGAGAUAAAGUUAUCGAAAUCCUGGAGACAGGUCGACUGGCUAAGCUUGAUGCAAAGAAGAACAACUCCCGACUACGUGCCUUGGUUGAAAUUGCUCGAAUCUGGGGAGUUGGUCCAGUUACAGCAGCAAAGUUUUAUAACAUGGGGUAUAAGUCAGUAGCAGAUUUAAGAAAGCCUGAAGCUACGGGAAUUUUGACAGUACAGCAAAAGAUUGGAGUGAAGCAUUACGAAGAUUUUAUGACCAGGAUUCCCAGAGCUGAAGUGCAGCAGAUAGAACAAAUUGUCGUGGAUGAAGUCCACAAGAUGAUACCUAACGCUAUUGCACUGGCUUGCGGCUCGUAUCGUCGAGGGAGGCUUGCUUCUGGUGAUUGCGACAUUCUUGUCACCGAUCCGGAUGCUAACUCAUGCAAUAUUUUACCGGAACUACUGAAGCGUCUCCAUGCAUCGAAUUUUUUGACUGAUGAUCUGACGCACUUUCGCAAGCAAAAACACGGCGGUUGCGACACCUACAUGGGUGUCUGCCGCGUCUCCAAGGAUCUCCCAUAUCGUCGGCUUGACAUCAAAGUUUACCCUCGACAUUUCUUCGGCUACGCGAUGGUAUAUUUUACUGGAAGUGAUCACUUCAAUCGAAGUAUGCGGCUUUUUGCUAACAAAAAUGGCUGGAGUCUCUCGGAUCGUUCACUCACUCGGGUGAUGCGAGCGAAUGGAACCACAGUGCGGCUUGGUGAUAGCGUCAUCUGCGAAUCUGAAGUGGACGUGUUCAUUGCGCUGGGACUUGAAUACAAAGAUCCGACCGAACGCAAUUGCUACGACAUCAAGUUUCUUGACGAAGACGAAGCGAAUGCCAAACAGAAGUCAAAAGAUAUUCAAUCUACAUAG